This is a messenger RNA of Mastomys coucha (southern multimammate mouse), 5783 nucleotides long. RefSeq names its product G protein-coupled receptor 17 (gene Gpr17). Gene Ontology annotation, biological process: phospholipase C-activating G protein-coupled receptor signaling pathway; positive regulation of Rho protein signal transduction. Gene Ontology annotation, molecular function: G protein-coupled receptor activity. Bases 431 to 1450 code for a protein of 339 amino acids. NCBI's taxonomy places the organism in Eukaryota, Metazoa, Chordata, Mammalia, Rodentia, Muridae. Gene Ontology annotation, cellular component: membrane. The record is from RefSeq and is a predicted model, not a curated record. The transcript has 2 exons.
UUCUGAAAUGUCCUGUUGUGUCUGUCAACUCUCACCAAAGACCCCCACCCGGCCCAGCCCUUGCCCACUCCCAGGCUCCCAGGACAGUCACACACUUGGCCUCUGUGAAUACGCAGUGGCCUGCCUGGGGGAUGGGGGUAUGUACAAUCUGAGGACACACUGGAAUAUUCAGUAAUGUGCUCCGUGGAAGCAGACCCAGCUGGAGGAGCAGCCUACCCCACAAAGGACCCCUCAGGAAUGAAGCAGCUUUUCAGGUUCAGAGGCGCUGUGGACUCUCCUGCUCUCCUUAAAUAGUCAAGCCUUCCUCCUACAGCUGCGAGGAGUCCACCUGGAGCACCACCUGGAGCACCACCCACCACCAGCUCACAGCUUACCUGCUUCCCCCAGUCUCCUAUCCUUACCUUCCUGGGUCAUCUGCAAGAGCCACAGGAUGGCUGGUCUGGAGGCAGCCCUACCAAGUCUGACCGACAACUCCUCCCUGGCUUACUCAGAGGACUGCGGACAAGAGACUCCCCUGGAGAAUAUGCUCUUCGCCUGCUUCUACCUUCUAGACUUCAUCCUAGCCUUUGUGGGAAAUGCCCUAGCCCUGUGGCUUUUCAUCUGGGACCACAAGUCAGGCACUCCAGCCAACGUGUUUCUGAUGCACCUGGCUGUGGCCGACUUGUCCUGCGUGCUGGUCCUGCCUACCCGGUUGGUUUAUCACUUCUCUGGGAAUCACUGGCCAUUUGGGGAAAUCCCAUGCCGACUCACUGGCUUCCUCUUCUACCUGAAUAUGUACGCCAGCAUCUACUUCCUCACCUGCAUCAGCGCUGACCGGUUCCUGGCCAUUGUGCACCCGGUCAAGUCCCUCAAGCUUCGAAGACCUCUCUAUGCCCACCUGGCCUGCGCCUUCCUGUGGAUCGUGGUGGCCGUGGCUAUGGCCCCACUGUUAGUCAGCCCACAGACUGUGCAGACCAACCACACAGUAGUCUGCCUGCAGCUGUACCGGGAGAAGGCCUCCCAUCAUGCCCUGGCAUCCUUGGCUGUAGCUUUUACCUUCCCGUUCAUCACCACAGUCACCUGCUACCUGCUGAUCAUUCGCAGCCUGCGCCAGGGCCCCCGUAUAGAGAAACACCUCAAGAACAAAGCCGUCCGCAUGAUUGCUAUGGUUCUGGCCAUCUUCCUGAUCUGCUUUGUGCCCUACCACAUCCAUCGCUCAGUCUACGUGCUUCACUACCGUGGUGGUGGGACGUCAUGCACCGCUCAGCGAGCCCUGGCCCUGGGGAACCGGAUCACCUCCUGCCUCACCAGCCUCAACGGGGCCCUGGAUCCUGUCAUGUACUUCUUUGUGGCUGAGAAGUUCCGCCAUGCCUUAUGCAACUUGCUCUGCAGCAAACGGCUCACGGGUCCACCUCCCAGCUUCGAAGGGAAAACCAACGAGAGCUCCCUGAGUGCCCGAUCCGAGCUGUGAGCCUCGGGGAGUUCCUGUCACCAGGCCAGCUGGAGACUGUUGCAGGAAGACCAGCUACCAACUGGCACAUGCUACCAGAGCCAGCUAAAGAAGUCUAUCUUCCCCAACUAUUCCUGAGCAAACAGACGGAAACGUCAGGAGUUCUCACCCUGCUCCAAGGCCUCAACUGCAAGGCCAUCCAGUCUGAGCAAAUCCAUCAAGAGGGAGGGCUAACUACAGGGAUGCCCUGCCCACCCCUCCACAGGACUGGGUUGGCCUGGCUUCUGUACAGCUCCCAGACACUCAGUGACUUCACUGGUGCUAAAUUGGGAAGAGAGCCACAGGGACAUUUCUGGAACAAUGGGAAUCUUUCUUCUCUACUCAAUUUCUAGCCUCUUUCAUACUACAGAUGCCCACAGAAACAAAGCCCUACAGAAUAGCCCAGAAAGCAAGCUGCCCAAGGCCCAGGAGAAGAGGCGGCACAAAUGUCAAUGGAACUAGAUGGAUGUUUAAUAUUUCCUUUGAAGUGUAUGGUAUAUCGAAUAUAUGCUUAAGGUACCUUUGCCCCAUGAUCUCUGUCUGGGUUUAGGGGACACAGACUCUAGUGAUAGCCAUAUGUGAGUAUAUUUCAGACUGGCUGCUUGUGAACCCAGCAAAUACAGUUCUGGACUCUGUCCCUCCUGUUGACAGAGGGCGCAAGACCCAGACAGGAAGGACAGUCUCGUGAGAAGCUGGAGAGUCUCUGGAAGUAGGCACACCAUGUCCUCACACCUGCCUCAAGCAGGCACUGUCCAGAGCUUCUCAGUAGAAUGUGGCCUAGUCAGGCAUAUGGCAUGGACAGCCAUCAGAGCCCACUGCAGGCAGGGAGCCUGAUGUAUGGUCUUGUCUCCAGCUCCACCCAGAAGGGACGUCCUGAGCCCCACUCCCUCCUAAGAGGCUUCUGCCACUCUGACUGCCUGGCUCUGAGCUGUUGAACUUGUCAGUGUGUGGUGACCACUCUUAACGUGUCCCUUUUUUGUACUUGUUUGUAAUUCUUUUGACCCCAAAGGGUCGUGGCCCAUAGGUUGAGAAAUUGGUCCAAAUUCUUUGUCAGACUGCCCAAGGUUAUUGUCUCAUAGGAUAGGAAGUCUUUAGUUUAGCUACGUCCCUGAUUUAGUUUUUAUUUUAAGUUAAAAAUUCCUUAGUUUUUCAUUCCUGGUACCAUUACCAUAAUUUACAGGGCAAUAUACCUGAUAUAAACAUAACUGAGUCUUAAGAUGGAGGAAAUCAUCAUGCUGGUUCAACAUGACACACGAUAGAUAUCCCUCCCCUGAAAUUCUCACCCCUUCCACCCAAGAAUGACUGAGUAGGGCAACACCUCCCUUGUGGUUCUGGUAGCCUUGUAGCAUGCCUGCCCAGGCAGACCUGAAGCUAUGCAAGCAUGCAGUUCUAAGUGCCAUUCUAGGUUAAGGGGGCUCUCAAACGUACCCCCAGCUGCACCUUGCCUUUCACUAGAGAAACCCUAAGAUGGCCCUGAUGCUCAGCACUGUUCUUAUCCAGGGCCAGUCUGUCCACCCCCAUGGACCCUCACCAAGACAACCUGCCGAAGGCAAGACCGUGCCAGCCAGGACCAGCACGAGGCCAUGUGCCUCUUCGAUGGAAGAGCAAAGGGAGAAGAUCACCACAGGCUGUGACAGGAGGGAUAGAGGGGGCAAAGACCCAGACAGGAAGGACAGUCUCGUGGGAGACUGGAGGGUCUCUGGAAGUCAGCACUGCCUUUCCUGGCACAGGGAAUGCAAAAGCAGACAUGGGUCAGAGGAGGAGAAGUUUGCAGCUCUUUGGGGGACUUGUUGUGUUAGAAUUUCAAAUGGAGAUGCCACACCGGUAGGAGACUUGAGCAAAGGGAACAUCUGCAGUGGAUCCCUGGAUGGUCCAGAGGUGCCAUUAAGAGGCCCAAGAUGUCAUCUUCAAAGGUAGACAUGGACGUGGGCCUAAAGAGCACCUCUGUGCUGAGAGAGAGGCUGAGGCACAACACAGAAAUCUCACUGAGAGUGGAUGUGAGGGCCCGGUUGUGAGCGUGCUCGGAGGUCAAGGCUUGGCCCAAGUCAUAGAGAAGUUGUGCUGGGGAGGGCUUUGGGGCACAAAGGUGUUGCUGGGUGCUCCCCCAAAGCUUUCCCAAGUGGGUGGGAGAUAAGCUCAUAGCUACUGGGAAGGUGUAGAGCCCAUAGUGAGGGAGGCAGGGGUGAGAAGAAAGAGUGAGGCCUCCUGGAAGGGGAACUGGCAGAGUACCAGUGAGGCUUACAGUCCUGAAUUUGGAGUAAAUUGGGCAACCUGGUCCAGCCGCGUGAGUUCAGGGAGGAAGGCAGGACAGAUGGAAUUAGCAGGGUGUGGUAGCGGUAGGUGGGGUGUCAGGGGUAAUUGGGAUUUGUCAGCUUAAAAUUCCUCAUCCAUCCAUUGCUACUCAAUGCCCUCAAGUCUGGUGUCCCCAAAGGACCCACCCCUUGCCCAGAGAGAGCUCCGUCUGUGCUUACUCUCCUGCUUCCAUCUUUAUCCAUACACUGGGGGCUGUGUUCUCCCUCUAGCAGGGGUAGGAGAGGGCCCACAUCCAGAUCAGCAGAGGAUGCCACAGAGCCUACUAGGCAAGACCGCAGCACUUAGAGUGGGGACAAGAGGUCCUCCUCUCUGUCCACGACUGCAGCGGGCUCACCUGCCGGCGUUCUUCACAAAGCCCAGGUCAGCCAGCUCCACGUCACACAGCUCACAGCGGAAGCAACCCGGAUGCCAGUUGGCGUUCAUGGCCUUGAUCACUCGGCCAAUGACAAACUCACCUGGAAGAGGAGAGACCUUAGCUGUCACGGCGCUCUCCCCACCCUUCAGCACCUUCCACGUCCUAUGUACCCAGUGUUCUUCCCUGUUCAGCCUUGUCCAAGCACCCCUCGUUUAGGGGCCUGAAGACAAUGCUCAGGAAGACAGGAAAAGUCCCCAGGAGAAGGGAUGCCAGUACUCCCUGUUACCCCACUGGUCCCCUUCCCGCUUGCUAAGUGCUGUCACCAGCUCUUACCACAGAAUCCGCAGCAUGGAGCAAACAGCAUUUGGAAGUCAUGUUCGCAGUACUUCCGGCCCUCAAACUGCAAAUGGGGGGGGCACAGAAGAAAGACAUGCAAGUCAUUCUGCAUCUCUACAAGCCUUUGCUCCCUAACAAGUAGCAGUGGUCUGGGGUCCUGAGAAGGGAAGCUUCAAAAGCUAGCUGGAGCAGGGGGCUAGCCCAUGUGGUUUAGCAGAGUGCCAAGUGGGGGUUUCAGAGAUACUGAUGGUCCGAGGCCAGCUCGUGGGGAUUCUGUGUCUGCUGAGGGAGAGGGGACCUGUGGGUCCUGACCACAGGCCAAGCUGAGGUGGGAGCCGGGGCUGGGAAAGGAUGGGUCAAACUUUGAGUUAUCUGUGCUACUUUGUCCUCCAUGUCUGACCAGCUCAGUUCCUCCAGAGACUACAAAAGACCCAAAGAGGAAAGAUGGAGGAAAGAAUUCCCCAGGGAGGGCCUGGGGAAUUGGGGGUGACAAAGAAAAAGCACAGCAGUGCUUCAGUCAGCCACUGUCCUGUAUUGUCCUCAAGAAAUGACCAAAGCUUGCCUUGCCUUUCUCUCCCUGUAAUAAUUUGCUUUCUUACAAAAAAUGUGGGACUGGGGAUGUAGCUCAGUUUAUAGAGUACUUGCCUACCAUGCACAGAGGUCUGGGUUCGGUUUACAGAACUGUAUAAAAUGGGCUACCAUAGUGCACUUCUGUCAUCUCAGCUCUGGGGGAUGGGAGCAGGACGCACUGGAAGCUCAAAGUCAUCUUUGAUAACUUCCUUCCCCUAAAGUCACAUGUGGCUCUCCGCUGUGAGCCAGAGGGGAGGCAGAGGCUUAAGCUGGCUCAGCAGCAAAUCUCCCAAACAACCUACUGUGCUAGGUAGGCUUGGCUGUGGUCUAAAAGCCCUCACAGAGCUCCGCCCAGCCCUCGGAUGCCUCUCCGAUCAGCAUCUCUCUGGAGCCUGGAAGGUGACAGGAGAUCCUCAUCUGACUCCACAUCCCCAUCAGUCAAAUCAGUGAUGCCAACAGCUCACAGGAGAGCACAACCCCCUCGAGCUCUGGUCCCUGUCCACUGUAGCACAGCGGAGUGACAGCCAGUGUUUAACCAGCUCUGGGGGAGGUAACAGAGGCCUUGCCUCUGGGUCUGCUAGAUGUGGUGGUGAAAAUCUUACUGUCAGACUGAUGUCGCCACACAGACAAAAAUAAUCUCUGAUGCAUAAACCUGAAGGUCUAACAAAUAACGGAAAGUCGAAUAUCUUAUUACUUGUUAUCAUCAUUUUCAAUAAAGUACUAUAUUGAUGUACAUUGACA